AUGGCGUUUUUUGGAAUAAUUUGGGCAGCAGAUAGUAGGAGAAGAAGAUACAGGCAAAGAUACGCCCUUAGGUAUCUCAGAGAUGCAGAUAAUAUGGGAAAUUUAAUAGAACUGUUGGAACCACAUGCGGAGACUCAUACAGCAUCAUGGAGUAUCCCUUUUUAUUUGCAGGUACUUGCAGCGCUUCAUUUUUUUGGUCAUGGCUCAUAUCAGACUGAUGUAGGCAAUUGCCAUUUAAAUUCUAUGAGCCAGCCUUCAGUCAGUCGCUGCAUUAAAACAGUGACUGAUUUAAUUAUAAAGCAUGCUACACCAAAGUAUGUGAAUUUUCCUAAAACCUCAUCAGAAAGAGAUGAAAAUAAAAAGAGGUAUAUGUUACACCACUUCGUGUACAUUGAACAUGGUCUGUAA
Messenger RNA from Ctenocephalides felis (cat flea), 408 nucleotides. RefSeq lists its product as uncharacterized. The transcript is spliced from 4 exons. The coding region runs from base 1 to 408 and encodes 135 amino acids. The record is from RefSeq and is a predicted model, not a curated record. Lineage: Eukaryota; Metazoa; Arthropoda; Insecta; Siphonaptera; Pulicidae.